Molecule: messenger RNA, 3156 nt
Organism: Anopheles coluzzii
Lineage: Eukaryota; Metazoa; Arthropoda; Insecta; Diptera; Culicidae
Product: syntaxin-6
Exons: 5
Coding region: 721-1749 (342 amino acids)
Biological process (GO): Golgi vesicle transport
Cellular component (GO): membrane
Source: RefSeq, a predicted model, not a curated record
AAGAAACAGAGAGAGAGAAACACAAGUGGAAAGCGGCGAGAAUCGGCAUCUCCGAUGCGAUGGCUUGCGAACACGGUUUUCCUUGUUUCGCUCCCGAGCGGCGCUCUGGCACCACCAGGAUGCGAGGAAAAUUCUCUCACACAAAGUGGAAAAUCGUCGCGCCGUCCGUCGACGCAGCAGCUUUUCCGUACGUGUGUGAUGCAAAAACGGUAGUAGUAGUAGUAUCGACACGGUGUGUUGUAGCAAAAGUGUGAUUGGAGACGAGGAAGGAAAAAAAUUAGCAAAUUGCUUCUUUGGCCAGCAAGUUUUCCUACAAACACACACACGCACACAUGCACACAGGCAUAGGCAAGCGUUAGUCUUAUCAUCGUCAGUGCAUUCGAAAUCGAAUCGAUGGUUAUGUUAUAAUCAUCGCCCAGCAAGGAUAUCCAUACACAGGGCAAGGACCAUCGGGGGAGGGGACCUCCAGCACUCCACUGUGUCGACAGCGUUCCGCUGAGGGAAACAUUGGCUUAAGGCGGAAAAUAGAAAAGUGCGUGUGCGUGUGUCCAAUGACUUCCAGCGCAGGCAGCCAUAAGAAAUUGGUGAAAUUGCACGAGAUUGCCAGUGGAAAGCAGCAAACAUCAGCAGCAGCAACAGUGGUCAUCCGGCAGCAUCGUCCAUUGGUGCAUUAAUGAGAGAGCACAGCUUUGUGAUACGGUCGCGAAUUAAAUCCCUAGAAUGGAAGAUCCAUUUUUCGUGGUGAAAGACGAAGUAUUCAAAGCAUUGAAUAAAACACGUGGGUUGUACAUUCGCUGGCGUGAACUAAACGAUGCACAUUCGGGUGGAUCAACUGCCGAGGCCGACUGGACAACGACUGAACUGAAGAACUCGCUCCGCAGCAUCGAAUGGGAUUUGGAAGAUCUAGAGGACACUAUUAGUAUUGUAGAGAAAAAUCCGAGCAAAUUCAAGAUCGACAACCGGGAACUUUCCAGCCGCCGGUAUUUCAUCGACGCCACCCGGGAUGAGGUGAAGUCGAUGAAGGAUCGCAUGAGCAUCAGCCGCAACCGUGACCAGGACAUUACCGCCCGCCAGCCGCUGCUCGAUAACGUCGAAUCGUCGCCGCAGCAGCUGCAAAGCAAAAACUACAUCAACAACAACAGCAUCAUAUCAAACGGUGGUGGUGUGGCCGUGCUGAACGGCAACAACGGUACCGCCGGCGGUGGGCUACACAGCAGCAGCUCCUCCACGCUAAACUGCAACCUGAACAACAACAGCCAGGUGAACAAUCUAAAUCUUGCCGAAACGGGUAAACAUCUGAUCAGCUCGGCCGGCGCAGCGAUGGCCUCGAGGCACAGUGGGGCCAAGUACUCCAAGCUGGAGAACAACCUCGAUGACAGCCCGAGCCACUAUGUGCCGUCGGCGUCCGGUGGUGCCGUGCUCGAUUCCAACUCGAGCCGGUUUGUCGAGGAUACGCUCGCAACGCAGCACAGAAUUCUGGUCGGACAGGACGAGCAGCUGGACAUUAUUAGCGAUUCGAUCGGCACGCUUAAAACGGUGUCCCGCCAGAUAGGCAUCGAGCUGGAUGAGCAGGCUGUCAUGCUGGACGAGUUUGGCAACGAGCUGGAGCAAACUGAUUCCAAGCUCGAUGCUACCAUGAAAAAGGUGGCGAAGGUACUGCACAUGUCCAACGACCGAAGACAGUGGACAGCAAUCGUAGUUCUAUCGAUAGCACUUGUAGUUGUGAUAAUUAUUUACAUCAUUCUCUAAUCUAUAUCUGUCUACCGUAAAACAGAACACACAAGAUGAUUACCCGGGUUAUGGUAGGAGUGGGCGCGCGUGGGAAGUAAGCUAAAGUUAGGCGGUGUAAGUUAUUUUUGCAAUAGGGAGUAUGUUAAAGAAACAAACCAAAAAAAAAAGGAAGAGCGUAUCGUAGUUUACUAGUAGUUUACUACUUCGUUUAAAGCGUAAAGGUAUAAUGAUUGUGAUUUUUUUUAAACUUCUACCAUAAGUUUUUAGAUCAAUUCUUAACUUACAUCAUUAGUAAAAAAAGGUUCACUCAACACCAGCUCAAGAGUUUCAAUCGAUUAUUUUAAAACUUUUAGAAGUUGCAAAUCUAUUUCCCUGCUUUUGUGUGUUCUAUCGUCAAGCGUGUGUAAACUACACGUUUCGUACCACUAAGUUCAUCCUAAGAGUAGCUACUUAACACUAAAAAACAUUGUAAAUAUCGUACUCAUCAUUUCGUAUUGGCGGGAUCAUCUGCUCAGGUUUGAUAAGUCCGGUCUAAUUUUGCAUUUUUUAUAAGAUCACUUUUGUUCCGUGUUUGGCAAACGAGAAUACACCCGUUUUAAAAUCCCAUUCCUCUGGUGAAUGAUAUUUCAAUCGGUUCUUGCGAAUAUCAUCAUCAGCUUAUUUAAUCCUUCUGGGAGCAGUAAAGAUUUCGUUCUAGUCAUACGUUCCAUAUAAGCAAACCAUAUACAAACUCCCCACACACACGUAAGAUGGCGAAAGAGUGUAUGCAAACAAAAUGGAGAAAUGGAUUUACUAGUAUUACAACUUGAACUAUUUCUGUUUUCUAAACAAAACUACCAACACACACACACACCUGUAAUAGCAGAGUAAUAAAUAUUAAACCAAACCCCGUAGAAGCAACAGGCGCGAUCAGAGACAGUCGAUUUGAGCGAUUGAUCGUUGCAUAUAUUUUUCGUGAAAUGUAUUAAAUGUAGCUCAGAUUUAACCACUCCGUUUGAGACAGCCAAAUUUUCCUAUAUUUAAACCCCGAGUCGUCGUCAACCAUUACAACACAUACACAAAACAACAAAUAGAGACGCCGCUAGGUGUGGUAGCAAAGAGCAAAAAUGGAAAGCAAUUAAGAACCGGUUCAAUCGGCAGAGAGGAUGUGUGCUGAGUUGCGGACAAAAGAAGAGAAAAGCUGACCAGUGGGCGAUGUAGGUGUAGGAAAUAACACUAAGGAGGAGGACGUCUUCCUUCUUAACACGGUGCAAGGCCCUGACUAAACGUAGCAUGUAGGAGGAGAAUGUGCGCUCACUGCGGGAGCACCGUUCGAACAAAGACACAAAGUAGUAGUGUGGUAAAGUUUUUUGAAAUUCCAAGUAAUAUUUUUGUCGCGUAGCCAUUCAUGAUUAAAGUAAAUGCAAUAUAAAGGAAUGAAAGAUA